AUGGCAACACCUACAUUGCAAGUCACUACUCGCUCGACCAGCGUCAUUGAUCUCGACACUAUGCUGGAUAACGAGAACCGGAAGUUCGACGCAUCUGAGUUUCGUUUUGAUCACGCUACGUUUCAAGCCUGGAAGGACGAUCAAUCCUGGGCGGUACUGAACGCAUCUCCACGGGAAGAUUGCAAGAACGUCAGGUUGGUUGGGGACACACUUGUUGUGGCUUUCUGCCGGGUGCGGUACGACGACGGCGUCGGUGGUGUCGGAGAGUACUGCAAGCGUUUCAUCAGACUGGAUUACUUUCUCGGAAACAACAACGGCCAUUUCGACACAGCAGGAGAAAAAUUCCACCAUUCGGCCCGUAACGUGCGGAUCGAAGGUACACACUUGGUUGCUGAGCUAUGCACUAUCGGCGGUGAAUGGCGCCGGGACUCACUGUGUCUGAGUCAGCUGGUCUGUUGCGCCGGCGGUUCGCUACGGCCGGUAACGACUAAAGGUACCAGCCCACAGUUGCAACAUUAUGGACAUCGGACAGCGCUUGAAGAGAAGAUUGAUGCCGAACGAGCAACGUCUGCCAUCCUAUAUGCCCCUCUCGAUCACACCAAGAAGCUCUUCCGUCUGUGCUACAUCAUGCCUGGAGAGUGGCAUGAACAGGUCCAAUGCCACAUGACCACGGCGUCUAUGGGAGAGGGAGAGGUGCCGAGCUACCGAUGCCUGUCGUAUUGUUGGGGUUUUGAGUCUGCAGGCGAAACAAUCAGCAUCAACGGCCACUCUGUUCCCGUGCAGCAGAACCUUGUGAUAGCCCUCAGACGCCUGCGGGCGCGCGGUAUGCACUCGCCGCUCUGGAUCGACGCGCUCUGUAUCAACCAGCAGGACAACGAGGAAAAGAGCAUCCAAGUCGCGCAGAUGGCGACGAUUUAUUCCUGUGCAGCGGAGGUAUUCGUAUGGAUCGGCGACGACUGCACCGCUCCCUCCAAAGACAAGGGACAGACCGACUUGGACUUCAGCUGGAGCACUCUCCUUACCAACGCCAUCGAGUGUCUCGCCAGAGAACCUGUUGGCCCACCGCACUUGUGGGACUUCCAGUCAUUCACCGUCGACGCCAGCGGAAACGUGGCAUACGGCAACGGCCAUGCCGUGCAACUAGCCGACGCGAUCGACUGGUUCCUGAGCUCUGACUGGUUCACCCGCAGCUGGACAUUACAGGAGCUCACCUUGUCAGAGAACGCCACCGUGAUCUUCGGUUCCAGCGCUAUCCCAUGGCAAACCACCUUGCUCAAGGGACUGAAUGUUCUAAGUAGCCACCUCAGCGAAUGCUGCGCCUUCUUCGCACGUCCCGACCCAGAGGGAAACACGGUUAAUCGCCGUCUGGUGCCUCAACUGAGACGACUGGUGGAACACAUGUGGCAGCUUCGCGGCAUCAGGAAUCUUUCCGAGCUGGCUAGGGGCGACAAGAACAUCUCCGCCGCGUACCGCAGGGACUGCGCACUCCUCGUGCUGCAUAAAUGUCGGCCGCAGAAGGCGUCUGAUGCGCGGGAUAAGCUGUUUGCAUUUUACAGCAUGGCCAACGCCAGCUUCGCCACUGUGCGGCCGGACUACACUAAAAAUGUUGGCGAAAUAUACACGGCUUUCACCUUUGGCAUCAUCAUGCAAAUGAGCUCCUUUGACGUCUGGGCACUUGGAAACCCCAAGCGCGACGAGGAGACUACUAGUUCGGAUGUGCCGAACCUACCGUCGUGGGUUUUGGACUGGAGCUCUGCGCCCGCGGGAGACGAGUUGACGAACCUCUUGCGGUACCGCUUUCGAGACACCAAACCGCCAUCCUGGAGCCCUCCACUAGAACCACCACAGGUCGCUCGAUUGGCUUCGCCCGGCGUUCUCGACGUCGAUGGCUGCGAGUUCGACCAGAUAGAAGAGCUCAGUGAUUCGGUAUACGCCAGUUUUCCCACGUGGUCUCAAUCUAAAUGGGACCGUGUCAGUUGGGAAGCGCAUGGGCUUGUGCUGCAGGAGUGGACUCGCUUCCUACGACUGGAACACGACCAUGACCAGGGGCAAACGCAAACGAAACAUGGAGACUUGUGGGAGUCAUUAUGGAAGACACUAGUCGGCAAGGACUUGCAGGUUAACGUAGAAGGAAAGCACAUCGGUCUUAUUUUCCACGGCGAAGACCCCUUCGCCGUGAUGCGGAACCGCACACUAUUCGAUACCUGGUGGGCCAAGCAUCGUCAGCCAUGGACCGGCGGAUACGAGGAUCGGGAACUAUCCCGCGUUACCGACCGGAUCAACUUUAGAGCCAAAGAUCGGCGGCUUUUUAGGUCCCGUGAUGGCAGCCUUGGUCUCGCUCCCGCCUGGGCGAGGGCGGGGGAUGGGUUGUUUACUGUACGGGGAUCGCGGUGGCCGGUCGUUCUGCGUCCGGGGUCGACGGUAAGAGAAACAACGGCCCUGCAGGGGAUUCACAAGCUGGUUGGGCCUUGCGUUGUCCAUCGAGUGGCGUUUGGCGGGGAUAACGAUGGCGAUGACCGGGUGGCUCCGAUAUACAUAAGCUAG
Messenger RNA from Anthostomella pinea, 2544 nucleotides. The record is from the annotation of a GenBank genome assembly. Lineage: Eukaryota; Fungi; Ascomycota; Sordariomycetes; Xylariales; Xylariaceae.